Schistosoma bovis is the source of this 3456-nucleotide messenger RNA. Lineage: Eukaryota; Metazoa; Platyhelminthes; Trematoda; Strigeidida; Schistosomatidae. The record is from the annotation of a GenBank genome assembly.
CUUAUCGGCUGACCUACAAUACCCAUUACGGUAGACUGAAAACAUUUAGAUUGAAACAUUGUGUGUCUUUUAAGUUUGUACGCUACGUCCUAUGGCAAAUAUUCCGCGUUUUGGGGUUUCUGCUAAGUAUAGGGGAAAAGUUGAUGCUGAAGAGACUAACACGACUAAGAGCGGUUCACGUUAUUUUUCCGGUUCAUCAACAAACUCCCAUACUGGUAGUUCUCGGGCUGAAGAUGUUAGUCGAUCAGACAGUGUUUACAGCUCGAAUAUUGAAGAAGAUGCGCGACUGGGGUUUGCAAAUCUACCUGAACAAAUGCACAGGAAAGCUGUCAAGAAGGGCUUCAAUUUCACUUUGAUGGUUGUCGGUGAAAGUGGUUUAGGCAAAUCAACGCUAAUUAACAGCUUGUUUGUCCAAGAUUUAUACAAAGAUAGAGAAAUCAUUGAAGCAAAUAAUCGUGUUCAAAGCACAACUCAAAUUGAAAAACGUCAAAUUGAAUUGGAUGAGCGUGGAGUCAAGUUACGCCUUACUGUUGUCGAUACUCCCGGUUUUGGUGAUGCUGUGAAUUGCAAUGACUGUUGGAAACCAAUAGAAGAUUACAUAGACAGCACAUUUGAACAAUAUUUUAAAGAUGAAUGUGGUCUGAAUCGUAAAAAUAUUCAUGAUCAUCGAGUUCACUGUUGUUUGUAUUUCAUAUCACCAUAUGGUCAUGGUUUACGCCAAAUAGAUGUUGAAUUUAUGCGCCGUCUUCAACAUAAAGUCAACAUAGUCCCUGUAAUAGCUAAAGCUGAUGCAUUGACUGCUAAUGAAUUACGUGCAUUUAAAGAACGCAUAAUGGCAGAUUUUGAUCGUUAUAAAAUUGAUAUUUAUCGUUUACCUGAAUGUGACAGUGAUGAAGAGGAUGAAAUCAAACGUUUAGAUAAAGAAAUCAAAGCUGUUCUACCUUUCGCUGUCGUCGGCAGUAAUUGUGUUAUCGAUUUAGAUGGUAGUCGUCGAGCUCGUGGUAGACAAUAUCCUUGGGGAUCAGUUGAAGUGGAGAAUAGUCGUCAUUGCGAUUUUACAAAGCUGCGUAUAUUUCUGCUAAAGACACAUAUGCAGGAUUUGAAAGAUAUGACAUUGGAUGUGCAUUAUGAAAAUUAUAGAGCGAAAUACAUUACUGAACGGAUGUCUAAGCGUCAAAGCGAUCGUCGUGAAGGUGUUGGUACUGGAGCAUUGGCAAGAUUAGAAAAAGAAGGUGGAACUGGCUUUGAGGCUAUUGUUGAUCAAGAUAGUUUACUGAAACAGAAAGAGGAAGAGGUAGAUCAUAUUCAUGCAAACUGUUCAAAAUUGACGAUUGAAAUGACUAUUCAUUUUAAAAGUUACUCAGAUCUGGUUAACAAAUUUCGUUUAUGCUCUUUUACUAUACAUGCUAUUCAAUGAACUUGAUAACAUCUUAGGUAAUUGUGGUGUAAUGUGUUUUCUUGAAUGGUAAAAUUAAAUUUUUGUAUGUCACACGACUUGUUCGAAAUCGAACACUUUUGUAUCUUUAAGACCUUAUCUUCAUCAGUAAAAACAUCCUUCGAAUGUAUUAUCAAUAAUCAUAUUAGCCUUAAAAUUGUUUAAGUUCACGGGUAUUUUCUAAAUGUUGUCUAAUAUAAGACGAUGUUUAUCCAAUGUUCUGUUAAAUUAAUUGAUUAUAACUUAUAUAACGUAGUCAAAAUGAUUAGAUUUGCUUGUUGCCUUUAACUCAUUAGUAUUUUAUGUAUAGAGUUAGUUUUAUAUAUUUAUGUCAUACAUUCCAUUGUAAUUUAUAUCUUGAUUGUUGAUUAAAUUUCUCAUUGAGUUUCAUUCAUUUGCAAAAUACAUCAGUUUCCAAUAAAAAGAACAUAGUGUAACCAGUUUCAGUUAAUAAUCAAUCUCAGAUAAUAUUCAACGUCUUGGAAUGAAUAUGUAUCGAUCUAAAUUGACGCUCAUCGCACACUGGGGAACAGUUAGAAAAUUAAAACCUAUAGUAUUUGUUGCUUUUCAAGAACUUUGAAUAUUCACUACAAUUCUUAUAGUGCGAAGCGUUUGCAGGCUGAAUAGUAGAAAGUUGAAUAAUAUUACAUAACAGCUUCGUCGAUUAUAUCAUAAUAGUUACUCAUUUUUUUAUCGGUAUUAAUCAAACCUUUCAAAAACUUUUUAUUAUUGUUGGCAUAUUGAUAAAUAUUUUUCGGUAUAUAUAUUUUUUCUCUAGCUUCAAAGAAUGCAACAACUAAUGAGUAAAAUGCAAGAACAGUUAAAACGUAAUACCAAUGUUGUACCGAACGCAUCAGUCGGUUUAAAUAAUGGUACAAGUAAUACUCAAUCUUCUCCUAUUCCUGCAACUGGUCAACAAGCUUCUUGAAUACAAAAAAGUAUAUAGGUUGUCUAGGAUUCAAAAUCCCAUUAUCACAUUUAUUUAUAUCUUAUUAUUUUGCUUAAAAUUCAGUCGAUUAGGUCGGAAUAUAGUCAAUAUGAUGUGCUAACAAUAAAUAUUUUGUCGUUUAUACUAAUAAAACUAUUACUUCUUUCUUUCUUUUCUUGAAUCUAUACAACAUAGUCUAAUUAAAUUGUUUGUGUCUACUUAUGUUUAUUCAAUUACCGGUUCCAUAUAAUUUUUUUUCAAUAAAAAAAAACUAGACAGAAAUUUUCUUUCUUCUUUUUACUGAACUUAUUACAUUACAUAUUCUCAGUUUUUAAUUAUGUUCACAUCUCAUUAAGAAUAAAGAUAGAACAAACUGUUAAUUUUCAAUUCUACUGAUGGUAUAUUGUUUUUUUUUGCAGUUCAUCAUAAAGUUCUUCCUUCUUUUCUGUUUUUAAUUAAUCAUGAAUUUGCAUUUUAUCUUACCUUUAUUAUAUAUUGAAUCAAAUCCAUUGAUUACUUUCUUUUCAUUUUAUUCAUCUAGUCUAGCUUAUUCGUGUUUUUUUACUUCGUGGUUACAACAAUUCCUGUUACACUUUGUUAACCAAAAAUUAUAUUAUUUGAUGUGAAAAACAAACUUUAUAUUUUUUAUCUGUGUACGCAUUUUCAUACUUUUUGUUAAAUUUUGUCUUUUCACUUCAUUUUAUUAUUUCGCCUAUCACAAUGUCAAAUAAUUGUCAAUGUCCUAAAAAUACUUACUGUGCUCAGUUAUUAUUAUUUUUUGCUGUGUCAAGUGGGUUAUUUUUUCCUCUUUAUGAACUUAGCUGUUUAGAAUUGACGAUUUUGUGUAAAAUAUUUAUGUAUGCGUAAUUAGUAUCUCCCCCUUUACUUAAUACCUAAUUAGGAAAGUUUUGAAAAGCUAAUUUUUGGUCAUUUGUAAGAUAUUACUGUUUCACCGUUUCAAAUGUCAACCAAGAUUAAAAGUUUCUGUAUAAUGAGCUCAGCUUAUAUAAUCUCGGUUUUACGAACAUCAAUUUCUACAGUUUCCGCUAAUUCAAAAGAAAUGUCUACAAAUGUAAUUACGGUCACGAAAGAU